Molecule: messenger RNA, 5613 nt
Organism: Varanus komodoensis (Komodo dragon)
Lineage: Eukaryota; Metazoa; Chordata; Lepidosauria; Squamata; Varanidae
Gene: SPRY3
Product: sprouty RTK signaling antagonist 3
Exons: 2
Coding region: 1507-2415 (302 amino acids)
Biological process (GO): multicellular organism development; animal organ development; negative regulation of fibroblast growth factor receptor signaling pathway
Cellular component (GO): cytosol; membrane
Source: RefSeq, a predicted model, not a curated record
GUGGGGCAGUGGAUUCUCCCUGGGUUGCAUCCUGAAUCUCACAGGAGCUAUCCGUGGUGCCGGCCCCCAGUGGCAAAACCAUUUCAGCACCAAGGAGAGCUCCCCAGAGGUUGCGACCACCGCUCAGAAGGCCUGCCUUCCUCCACCCACCCAGCGGGGGCCCAGCCUCCCCAGCCCGUAUUGCUCCCUGCUCUGCCAUUGCUGCUGGCUGCUCUCCCACUUCCCUGGACGCCAAGGCUUGUGCUGGAGCUAGCUUUCCCUGCCUGCUGUAGCCGCCCCUACUGCCCAUUUCUGCCUUUGGACUGCCCUGGACAGCUGGGAGUGUGAAAGCCUGGCACACUCGGCAAGGAGGACAUGCGGAUGGCCAGCCAUGCCACUGUGUCGAGAGCAGCAAAGGUCUUGUGGCUGGGGGAUGGUGGGAGAUGUAGUCCAGCACACCUGGAUGGAAUCCAGCGGUGGAACACUCAGGUCCAGAAGGCAAAGAGGAAAGAUGGGGCUGCAGAAAGACUUGUGGUGUGGGGGAAGGUAAGGGGAGGAGGGGGACCUAAGCAAGAUGCUUUCAGUGGGGAGGGCUCCUCUUCCCAAGAGCAUCUGCCUGCUCCUUCUUACCUGUGGUGAACUGCCUUUCAAUUUUGGUGUGCAGGUCCUACGUAUGUAAAAAAAUCAUUACUGUACACUUACAUUGGGAAUGCAGUGUACAAAUCUGAGACUGUACACCAUUCUGAGAGUUUUUACUAUAGAACGGAAUAUAAAAGCUCUAACUAAAUAAAUUUGCAUGGCUUUGCUUUUCUGUUGGUGAAAGCCAAGAGAGAUGGAGUGGAACAGCCAAACACUUCUGGUCGCUCUUCUUGCACCCUUCACUGCUUACUGGCUGUGGAAUAACGGGCAAACAAGCCACAACGAGGAGUAGGGAAAACAGUAGGGCAGGAGCCUGCAGAGAUUGGCAAGGGGGGCUUAGGAUGCGACAAUCGGCCUAUAACAGAAAAUGGGAGGAAGAAUAGCCACACAGGCUUGUGUGCAGAGAGGAGAAAAUUCUACCCUCCCGUUCCUACAAGGAACCCUUGGUGACUCCAUUUUUCUGUUUCUCUCCAUUUUAGCCUCACAGCCAGAACCCCACGAGGCAGGUUAGGCUAACAGAUGGGCCCUAAGUCACCCUGCGAGCUUCCUGGAGAGGGAGGACUGGAACCCAGCUCUCUUGCACCCCAGUCUAGCACGCCAGCCAUUAUGCCACCCUGGCCCCCCAGCUGGCCUCCUUGGUGGACAAAAAAUCAGGGCUCGAGCGAUCUUCGAGUUGUGCACCCUGCUCCAAAAAGCCGCUAACCUUCUUCUUUUCUUUGGCUAGGAUCCAUUGGGGAGCAGGUCUGCCAAAGCCAUCCCUAGGCUCGUAAGAUUGUACACCAAGGCUGUUGCCAUGUGUCUGGUGAAGGAGAGCUCUUCUGCCCACCCUCAGGUGCUGAAGGGCCUUCUGAUGUUCUCUGUUGAACUGCGACUUCCUCCUUCCCCAGAAUGCCCCUCGUGUCCGGCACCGCUGAGCCCAGCUCCGAAGAGAUCAUGGACCCCGUGCCCGAAGAGAUCCAGCAGGUCCUUUCCAUCGACCGGAUCUGUGCCAUCCGGGCCACAAAUGAUUAUGUGGAGAGACCGCCCUUUGCCAAGCCAGCACCCCCCAUCCUUCCCCUGUCGCAGCCGCUCCAGCCAGCCCACAAGCCAGAGGUGACUCAGGAGCGCCUGAUGUCCUCCGUCUUCCAGGACCUUCACGGCAGCCAGGGCCUGCCCCUUCCGCAGCCCCUGAGCCAUUCCAGCACCGCCAGCUCGAUCUCACACAGCACCUCUGCCUCGGAGCAGCGGCUUCUUGGGGGCAUCACGCCCUCGCACUCGGGGAACUCGCUAAUCCGGACGCAGCCCCGGGCGGGUGACUCGAAGCCCGAGGAGCUUCUGAAGGCCACGGCCGGGAAAUCCGCCUUCCACGCGGGCCACAUCUUCAUCUGCGAAGAGUGUGGCCACUGCAAGUGCGCCCACUGCGCUGCCGCCCGCAGCUUGCCCUCCUGCUGGCUUUGCAACCAGCGCUGCCUCUGCUCUCCAGAGAACCUCAUUGACUACGGGACCUGCCUGUGCUGCGUCAAGGGCAUCUUUUAUCACUGCUCCUCGGACGACGAGGACACCUGUGCCGAUGACCCCUGCUCUUGCGUCCCUGGAUCGUGCUGCGCCCGCUGGGUGGCCAUGGGCUUCCUCUCUUUGCUCAUGCCCUGCCUCUGCUGCUACUUCCCCACCUUGGGCUGCCUCAAACUGUGCCAGCGGGGCUACGAUGCCGUGAAACGGCCCGGCUGCCGCUGCCAGAAUCACACCAACACGGUCUGUCGGAAGAUCUCCUCCACAAGUGGAGCGACUUUCCCCAAGGCCUUGGACAAACCAGUAUGACUUCUCCUGGGAAAGGGGGAAGGGAAAAAAAUGGCUGUCCUCCUCCUCCUCCUCCUCCUCCUCUUCCCCCCCGCUUCCAUCCCCACCACCACUGUCGCCACCACCCUCUUCUUCAGCUUGCCCUGCUGAAAGGCUCCAGCAAAGCACAGAUGGAGCGGCUGGCCAGCCACGGAAGCCCCUGUGGAAGGCCGGUGCUUGCUCUGCUGUGGAGGAUGCCAUUCGUCCCCACUGGUCCCGGCUGGAGCUGCUAGGGUUCCAUGUAUUUCAGCAACGGCGGGACAGGUGGGAUGGGAACGGAGGCGCCACGGCCACAGGGAGGGGUGUUUGUGUGUGUGCGUGGAUAGGAAGGGUGGCUUUCCAUGUGAUGGUUCAGCCGUCUGCGGUGGCUCCCAAAAAGGGAAAGGCAAAGGGCAUUGCACUCAAGCGCUGUGCUUUCCCAGGGUCAGGCCAUCCUAUAGCGAAGUUCUCACACUUUCUUUCUUGCGUGAUCCUCCCCAACUGGCUUGCCUCUUGUCCUUCCCCCGGCAGCGCGACUAGCAGAGAUGCAGAGGCUAGCAGACCAUAGCAAGGGAAAGGUGACCAGACUGGAUGCAAGGCUAUGUCCGUGGCUGUGCAAAGCUGAGGAAGGUGGAUGCUGCCCUGGAAAUCAGCUGGGGAAGAGGCUGAUAGGUUAGGGUCGAGUCUCUUUUGAACGGUAGAGCCUCUUAAACAGGUUUUUGGUGUGGUAAACCCUGGCUAGCUGCAGAGACAAUGAGGCUGUGUUAGGGCAGGGUCUCAUGCAACCUGUUACCCACAGUCAGAAGUUGUCCGAGGUGAGGAUGAGAUGGGGAAAAAGCUGCCUUCCUUCCCAGGCAGGUUGGCUCCUGCAUACCUGUGAGCAGAAGGCCAGGGUGACUUGCUUCGCUGGAUUUUAAUUUUGCCCCGGUUCUGCUAAUGGGCCUGCAGAAGCUGCCUGCUGCUCCUUUCAGCCUGUCUGUCGCUUGCAUGUCCCAGCAUCACUCUUUGCUGUACAGACAAGCAGGUUCUUUCAGGGCAGCACUUUUAAGAGCCUGGGUGCACCUUCUUUUUUAAGCAAAGGGUGAAUGAUCAAGGCAAAAAGCCGAAGCUCAGAGGAAAGAUUGCUCAUUGCACACCUUCCCAUGCCAGAAGGUUUUAGCUGUGGGGCCAUAGUUUGGUGGCAGAGAUCUGCUUGACAUCUCCAGGUAGGACUGGGAGAACCCCUGUCUGAUUCCUGGAGAGAACUGCCGGUCAAUUUUAAGGGCCAUGGGUGAGAACAGGCCUUGGAUUGAGCCAUAUUUGCAUGCCGGCUGUUCCCAUGGCUCUGCUGGUUUGGGCUGGCGGAUAGCAAAACAUCUGUAGGGCCACGAGUUGCCCUCUCCUGGGUUAAAAGUAUAACUCCCAACUGGGGGGUGUGAUGGACAAGGCACGUUCUGUGCAAGACUGCGCCGAGUAUCCAUCUGCGCUGCCAGUCUUCUGCCUAGCCUCGGUCCUGAUGGAUGAGUGAGGGUGGCGUGGCAUGACGGUUCUAGAAGGUUCUGUCUGGGCAAGGCUGUCCUCUGUGGAGCAACGGGGAGCAGAGUGAUGGGUUGCAGCUGUGGAAGGCCCAGUUCCACCCCCAACACCUGCCGGUGGGGCCAGUCGGUGUAGACAAUGCCACCUGGAGCAUCCCUAUGCAGUAGCUUCCGACCUUUCUUCAGGCGUUUCCUUAAGAGGAAGAGCAGCACCAGCCAGCUCUGCGUAUCCCCUGCACAUGUUCAGUUGCUGGGCAAAUCGGCUGCUUCUGAGGUGGAGGGAGACUGUGUCCCCUGGUCGCCCUGGGGGGGCCGCAGGUGGCAAAGUGUGUGGCUCAGGUGCUCGUCCUUUCCUGCAAGUUGGCCGGAUCGAUUGGUGCUGGACCGAGAGAGUGAGAGGAGGGCCAGGACUGUCCAGCCUGGCAUCCCAGGUGCAUGCACGAUGGUCCAUGGUCACAAGGCAGGACUGCGUAACUCUUGCCCCAUGGGAGGGUGCAGCCUGAGGUCAGUCCAGUGACAGUCCAGCACUCACAGGGACGCGGGAGGCUGUCUUGUAGCAAGCCGUGCCGUGCCCUCGGCUCCUCCAGCUCGGCCUUGUUGGCAUUGAACACAGCAAUGGCUCUCCAGGGUGUCCGGGCAGGAGCUUUCUUUCCCGUCAGUGGAGGACUGAACCGGGUGUCCCUCACAUGCAGAACAUCCGUUUGGCCCCUGUGCCUGCCCUCCCCUCAUCCCCGGUCGGCAGCAGAAGCGGAAUGGCAACGGGCCACCCGUGGGCUUGUUGGGCCACCUGUGGCUUGGGCAUCCCGCAGAUCAGCCCUUCCCAAGACCACCCAGUCAUGGAAUCCUGUCCUGCCAACUCUGGCAGCCGCACGUCUUCUGCUGGCUGUCCCAGUUUGGGACUAUUGCAAAAGAGGUCUUCUCUUGAGGACUUGAAAGCAAUUGGGAGGCUACUUACCCCAUCUCGAAUUCUAAUUUCUACCAAAAAUGCUCCCUUUCUGGGGCAGAGGUGGCCAAAGAGAAUAGGCCACUGCUUCUGCUGUGGUCAGAAGGCGGAGUCCAAACCGUUCAUGCUAGAAAAUGAGCCGUGUGGUUGGGUGAAAGGGUGCAGCAGCUGCUCUGCACUCAAUAUCGCUUGUGUGCAUGGCGGAAAGAAUGCUUGGAGGGCUUUGGCCCAUGGAAUCUCUGGGUCUGAAGACUCUUGUUUGGGUCAGGAUGGCUAUUGUAGUGAUCGGUUUAUUUUCUCCUUUCAAAGACCCUCCCCUUCCACUUGAGUUCUGUAAGGAACUGAGCACCACGGACUGGAGCGUUCUCUCCUCAGUCAGGCAUUUAUAGAGUGUGUCCUCAAAUUUUUGUUUCCCCUACCUUGCCUUAUAUAAAGCAUAAUAUCUGCUCAUAAUGUAUCUCCUUGUUUGUUGUAUAUAUUUUUUUAACUGCAUUCUUCCCAUUAAAACAAAAGCAUAAUAUUUAUUUGAGAAGUUUAUUUUAAAGUUCUAAAGGCAAUGCAUCCUAAUGUAUUUAUUAUAACCUCUUGGUUGUACAUCUCUUUCCCCCACACCUCUCUCUUUCUCUUGCAAAUCUAAUUAAGCUGUUAUUGAACACUGCUGAAGUGAAAGAAAUGAUUCUAUGGGUGGUGUUUCAAACCACGAUCAAAGCAACUAUUCAAUAAAAUAUAUAUAUAAAUUUUGAA